CCACAAUCGCGGUGAACCUGAAGAAGUGAACAAGCAAUGGCGAGCAAAGAAGGCAGCACCGCCGCCGCCAGCACCAGCACCAGCAGCAAGAAGAAGAACAAGACGGCAGCGGCGAGUGGGAAGGAGAGCCCGGCUGCUGCGACAACAGAUGAUAAAGGCAAGAAGGAAGGCGGAGAUGGAGCGCCGGUGGUGAAGAAGCAGCGGAGACGACAAAAGCGGAAGCUGAAGAUCAGCCUGCCGCAGCUGCAGAGCCUCGGCUUGCGUGGGAAGGAAGGGUUUGCCACCACGAAAUCAGGAACCACGUUUGAUGGCAAGGUGAAGAAAGUCUAUGACAAACACAGCGAAGCGUGGUGGCGUGACAAAGAGCGAAAGACGCAGCAAUGGCAGCGGCGUUCUCACAACAUUGAAACGGUCAGCGGCGACACAUUCAGCGCCACGCUAUGGUCUCCAACAGACCGCCCUGCGUAUGAGUUUCCUGCACACGACGAUCAAAUCAGCAAGGUGACGCUGGCGCAGCCUGCAGCAAAGCACGCCGCAUACCUCAAAUCGCGACUGCGAAACCUGGAGGUGCAUCUCAUGUUGGCAAAGCAGAAGCUGCGACAGCUCAAGGGGUUGCCGCCAACGCUUACCCUGGACGACCUGAAGCACUUGACCGCUCCCGCAUCCAAGCGCGCCAAGCGCGGCGCAGCUGCAGCAGCAUCAACAACGACGACAGCAAUGACGAGUGCGGCAGAGAAGCAGACGACAACAGCAGCAACACCAUCCUCAUCAUCAACCUCUCAAUCAUCCAGGGCGAAACCUCGCACCGCAUCCGCACCAACUCUGACCUCCUCUUCCUCCUCCUCCUCCUCUUCUUCUUCAUCAAGCGUAAAACAGCACCAACAACAGCCCAAAGAAGCGCCCUCGCACUGCUCCCUGUCGCCAUCGCCGACCACCCCCACCGCCACCCCUCCACCCCGGCCUCGAUCGGCGCAGCCAAAGGCAAGCAAGCCCGCCGCCCCAAGAGCAAGGAAGCCCAGAUCGACGUCAAGGCCCGCAAGUGCCGCUCGGUCCCGAAGAACAGCCACAGGCACGAGCACCACCACAGCAAGCACAACCCCAGCAACUGCAAGCAGUGGCAACAGCGGCAGCACCAAGCCCGCGACGCCGUCGCCGCUGGCUACGAGCACGCGCACGGCAAAGUGACGUGGCAUGACAUGACAUGAUUACGCACUAUCGCGCUCGCAGAGUGUCGCGGGCAUUGCGGGUGUUUUUGCUGCUUUGAGUUGACAUGAGCCUUGCUGUGUUGGCAGCCAUACUUUGAGUUGACAUAAGCCCUGCUUCGGAACUACGCUUUGCCUCCUUCAUUGCACUGACUUGAUGCCCAUUUGUUGACAUGCGUUGUAUUUGUGAUGAAUGAAACGAUAUGCACAACACAGGGACUAAGGGCUGUUGUUGCGCUGUUGUUGGAUACGUACACACAAGUAACUCUCUCACGCC
This is a messenger RNA of Salpingoeca rosetta, 1479 nucleotides long. RefSeq lists its product as uncharacterized. Lineage: Eukaryota; Choanoflagellata; Craspedida; Salpingoecidae. The transcript has 2 exons. The record is from RefSeq and is a predicted model, not a curated record. The coding region runs from base 37 to 1185 and encodes 382 amino acids.